Molecule: messenger RNA, 984 nt
Organism: Nicotiana attenuata
Lineage: Eukaryota; Viridiplantae; Streptophyta; Magnoliopsida; Solanales; Solanaceae
Exons: 4
Coding region: 1-984 (327 amino acids)
Molecular function (GO): zinc ion binding; nucleic acid binding
Source: RefSeq, a predicted model, not a curated record
AUGGGUGAUCAAAGCGAUCGUGUUGAACAAAUUGACCAAAAUCCGUCUUUAAAUCCUAAUAAUCCCAAUCCGUCUUUCAAUCUUCAUUUUGAUGAUGAACUGAUUUUUCCUCCUUCUCACCCUUUUUAUUUGCACCCUUCUGAUAAUCCCGAUAUUAUGAUAGUUGCUAAGCAAUUCAAUGGUAGUUGUUUUGGUGCUUGGAGAAGGGGAAUUAUAAUUGCACUUUCUGCAAAGAAGAAAAUAGGGUUUAUCAAUGGUAGUUAUACUCGUCCUGAUGUUGAUUCACCACUCUUCAUUCAAUGGGAACAAUGUAAUAAUAUGCCCAAUGGUGCUCAAAUGUAUGAGGUUCAGAAGGAUCUGAGCGCAGUUUCUCAAGGUUCUUCUGAUAUAAGUGGAUACUUCAACAAGGUUAAAAGGCUUUGGGAUGAAAUGGAGUCUUUGAAUACAAAAUCUUAUUGUGCUGUGAGUGAAAUUGUGGAGGAUGAGAAACAGAGGGGUAUUCAGAAUCUCCAUAUGUUUCAAUCUGAUUCAGCAUCAUUCUCUGUUGGAUCUAAUCUCCCUGGUCCUUCAUUCCAUAAUCCAAAAACCACUCUCAAUACUCAGAAUCAGAAAUACAACUUCACUACUCCAAAUCAGUAUCAAAGAGGAAACUCUGAUGCAAAGAGAUCUCCAGAACCUAGGAAAUCUUUCUGCCGGUAUUGCAAGAAGAGCGGGCAUGUAAUAAAAACGUGCUAUAAACAUCAUGGUUAUCCACAGAACUUCAAAUUUGGCAAUAAAAAUGUCAGAGUUGCUGGCAAUGUGUACUCAAACUCUGAGGUCAAAGCUGAUGAUCCCACUGAGAAUCCCACUUCUUCCACCAUAACCGCAGACCAAUACAAACAACUUAUAAGCAUUCUCCAACAUGUCCAGGUUUCCGAUGAGGUCAGAAUGAGUUCCCUACUGCCUCUGCUAAUUUUGCAGGGCCCUUCUCUUAAGAAGCCAUAG